Molecule: messenger RNA, 5908 nt
Organism: Salmo salar (Atlantic salmon)
Lineage: Eukaryota; Metazoa; Chordata; Actinopteri; Salmoniformes; Salmonidae
Source: RefSeq, a predicted model, not a curated record
UUCUUCCCCGCUGAAGGUGCUACCAGUCUAGCCAGCCUUCUCUCUCCCUCUUUCCCUCUGUUGCGCAGCACCGCGGGACUAGCGCACUAUACUCACUAUGGCAUCCACCGCAGCACGGACUCUCUUAGUGCUUUUCGUCACCUUCUGUGCAUCAAGUACUGGAUUAACAGCCGACAAGCCCCUGCGGCCGCGGAACGUGCAGCUGACGUUGGUGGACAAGGGCCUGAGGGUAAGCUGGGAACCCCCCAACGAGCUGGACGGUCGGCCGGUGGACCGCUACAACAUUGGCUACGGCAAGUCCAUGAGGACACUCCGCUUCAUCAAGGUGGACAAGGACAGACGGUCCGAGGUACUGGAGGAUGUAGAGCCCGGAGUUCUGCACUUUCUCAAGAUGAGUGCCGAGAACAAGGAGGGGAUAAGCAAACCUGUGUACAGAGCAGAGACGCCAGGAGGUGGUGAAUGGGUCAAACUGGAUGGCUUCGCAGUGGUGGACGGGACAGCUGUUAACGCAUCCUCUCCAGCUCGUCCAUCUCCUACUCCAGACAUGUGGCCCAGGGCUAACUCCCCUGUCAGGAUCCCUGUGAGAACAGGAAGAGGAUCAGUGGAUGAUGGGGUGGUGCGCCCGUCAGGCCUGACCUCCUCCAGGGGGCAGCGGAUCUGGAGACCCCCCCAAUCAUCCUCCGGCCCUCGUCAGCCAGAUAGGGCCAGGGCAGGGACACCCCUGCUGGACCAGAGGUCCCAACACCACCACCACACCCAGCCACAGGCUGACCAGAGAAACAGACACAACCCCAAACUAGCGUCUGAGUCCAUCUAUGUGGUAUCACUGCAGGCACAGAGAGCCACGGGACGGAGCGUGCCAAGCAACAGGGCCACCCUGACCAAAAAAACUCCCCCAGAGCCUGAGGAGUAUGAGGCCAAAGACAUUGGUGUGAGGGUCAUGUCCCCUCAGUCUGUCCUCAUCAGCUGGGUGGACCCGGCCAUCGAGAUGGAGAAGGUCCUACCUGGUGGCUCCAGACACUACACAGUGAAGUACAGGGAAAAGGGUGAGUCUGCUCGAUGGGAGUACAAGGAGACCAACCAGAGGAAGCUGCUGAUAGAUACCCUGUCAGCUGAUGGGAUGUACGAGUUCUCCGUCCGAAUCUCCCAGGGAGACAACCACGGCAAGUGGAGCGUGUCCGUGUUCCAGAGGACCCCAGAAUCUGCUCCCUCUGGUCCUCCGGAGAACUUUGAUGUGAAGCCACUGAGAGGGAAGGGAACCGCUGUCACGGCGACCUGGGACCCACCUGAGGAACCCAACGGGAGAAUACGAGAGUACAUAAUGUCCUAUGCUCCUGCCAUGAAACCCUUUGGGAUGAAGUCAGUGACAUACCGUGGCAGCACCACCUCAGCCAUCAUAGACGGCUUCCAUCCUGGGGACCUCUACAUCUUCAAGAUCAGAGCCACCAACAGGAGGGGCCAGGGCCCCCAGACCAAAGCCUUUAGCGUUGCCAUGCCUGGAGGCACCGCCAGCAGUGCUGCCUCCUCACCAACUCAAGGUGGCCGUAGAACCAGCUACAUCCCCUCUCAGACGUCCAAACAGGACAGUUACCAUGACGAUGACGUCAACCUCCAAUUAGAAGAUGUGAACAAGGAGCAGACCACACCCACUCAGACCACAUCUGCCCCACCCACCACCAGACGGACACGCCCCCUCACCAAGUCACGCUCCAAUCACAGCAUCUUCUCAGAUGUGAGGGGCACGGUCAGGAACAGGGCGACCAAUCAGCGACAAGGAGCUGGUACCUCUUCAGUCAGAGACAAGGGGAGAAAGACAGAAACAGAGGAUGAACAGGAGGAGGAGAACAAAACAACAGAAACCACUCGAGAAGAAGAGGAGGAGAAGCUCACGAACGAAGAUGUGGAGGAGAAGAAAGAAGCAGUGACUCAGAACAAUGUUGUUCCUUCUACACCUGAGGACAAGGGCUAUAUCAGAGGGAGAGGUAAUAGGAAGGAUGUAGAUGAGCCCUCCAGACCCAGCCUCAAAACAGAAGUUCCCUCAUCAGAGGGCUCCUCAUCAUCAUCUAAACCCUCCUACCCUCUCCGCAAACCUCUCUCUGGCAGACGCAUCAAUUCUGGUCGGAGACCAUUGACCCGGACAUCAGUCUCAGGGUCAGUGUCCCAGUCAAAGACACAGGAUGCAGAAAAGGACAGCGCCUCCUCAUCCUCCUCAUCUUCUUCGUCCUCCAGCCCAUCCCCCAACGAGGAUUCUGCAGCCAUCAGGAAGGACGACACUGUCACCAACUACUUCGAGGGCAAAAACACUUAUGACCAGCCAAGUGUCACAGCGGCCAAACCCUCCACCUCAACCCCUACCCCAAACCAGGCCGUCUCAGAGCCCAAGACCGAGGCACCAUCUGUGGGAAGAGGAUCUGCUCUGCCGGGCCGUGGAUAUGGUUAUGGCAGGCGGAAACCUGGGAUCCUGUCUCGAGGGAAUCCAAAUGGCCGAGUUCUGACUGGACUCAGCAAACCUGGGUCAGACUCGACUUCCGCCGGCAUGUCCCAGUCCACUAUACCAACCGAAGGCAAGAUCCCAGAAACAUCACACACUCACGGCUCACACACUCCUAACACACAGCACUUAACACACCACCAGGACAAUAAUGACUACAACGACUACAAAGUCAGAGAGGCAGAGGCCACCAAAGAAGAAGAACCCACUUCCAGUUCCCGGACCAUUUCCACUACACAUUCUUCUGAGGACAGGAGACAGGACAAGAGAGAGGAGGGAAGGAGGGGAGACAGGAGAGAGGAGGGAGGGAGGGGAGACAGGGGAGAGAGAGAAAAUAGGAAAGAGGAGGGAGCUCGGGGAGACAGGAGAGAAGAGGAAGAGAUGGAAAACAGGAAAGAGGAGGGAGGGAGGGGAGACAGAAGAGAGGAGGGAGGGAGGGGGGAGAACAACUACAACACCCCAGCUCCCCCUCCUUCCAAGACACCUGCUCCACCUGCCUCCAGGAUUAACCCCUUUGUGAAACGGCACCAGAGCAGGUUUGGAACAGGGAUGGGGAGCGGUAGCAGGGUGUCUUCCCCCCGGGCGGACGGGAGGGUUCCCUGGAGUAGGACAGGCUCCUCAUCCUCUGUUGGGGCAGGAAGACCCAUCCUGAGAGGAUUACCCUCUAGGACAGCUGCCUCGGGGGCAGCAUCUGCCUCAGGGUCAUCAAGGACCUCAGCAGUGCAGGAGACCAGUGAGGAUGCUAAAAAACCCUCCACCCACUACCCGUUAAAGAACGGGGUGGGGGCUGGGGCACUUAAACCCUCUCUGCCCAACAGGAAUACCGUUCUAGGUGAAUCUAGGAAUCCCAUCACCUCCUCUUCCUCUUCUUUCUCCUCGUCCUCCUCCAACUCCUCCUCUAGUAGUCGUAGAGACAUCAGUGAGCCCAUCCACAGAGGAAGCAGCACCAGGGAGGACAGCAGUAAUGACCAUAAGGAGGACUAUCUCUACAAGGGGAGUAAGGAGAUGUAUGAGUGGAAUGAGAAAGUCACAGACCCAACCACCGCCCCCAAAACUACUGCCACCACUACCACUACCUCAGCUCCAACUACCGCCCGCAGGGUGCCCCAGAGUGGGGCCAACGAGAGUGUGGACAGGGAACCCACUCCUGGUAGAACCAGGACCGGUUUCGUCCCUGGUUCUACUCUCCCCCGCCGUACCAUUAUAGGUCCCAACGGGAGGGUGCGAUCUCCCCUGCUCACACACAGGCAGACAGGUUCUAGGUUCCCCCUUAGAGCACAACCAGCACAGAGCACACAGUUAGGUUCCUCUAACACAAACACAUCAUCUUCCUCUUCUUCCUCUUCCUCCUCUAGUCUGUCGCAGCCAGAUCACGGGGUUAGCGGGGCCGCUAGUGUUAGCACUGGAGGCUCCUCCCCUUCCCUCUCUCGCCCCUCCCUCAGACAGACCUCCAUUGGCGGCAGCCAGGGAUCUCAAGGCUCCUCUUCCUCCUCGUCAUUCUCAUCCAGAGACUCUGUGGUGGGCCAGGGUACAAGGACGCGCUACCCCAGCCGGUCAGACCCCCAUCUCAGGAGUAAAACCCCCAGCGGAGGCCUCAAGCCCGGCUAUGGAAAUGGUAAUGGAAAUGGUAAAAAUGGCCGCCCCAAUCUCACGGCGACCAGUGACAAAGAGUCCAGCACAUCCAAUGACAACACCAAACCUAAUGGAAGAAGGUACAUCACUGGGCCUGAUGGAGCCAAAUGGGUGGUGGACUUGGAUAAGGGGGUCCUGAUGAACGAGAAUGGCAGGGUUCUCCAGGACUCUCAGGGCCAACCCAAGAGGGUGGUUCUGGGAGAGGACGGACGCACCAUCUUUGACCACCAGGGCAGCCCAUUAGUGAACCAGGAGGGCCAGGUUCUGUUUGGUCACGGUCGGGAAAGCCAACCGGUGGUCAACCCCAAAGACAAGUUCCUGACCGUGGGUGGCAAACCCAUCAUUGGCCUGGACCGGGCUAAACCAAGGACCACAACCACAACCAGACCUCCUACCACGACCACACCUGAACCGACAACGCUACCAACCACCACUGAAAUGUCCACAGAGGAGACUAUAACCAUGCCGGUGUUCCCGACCUGUCCUCCAGGAACAUUUUUGAUCAGGGAUGAAGAGGGAUUCCCAAUGCUGGAUGCUGAUGGCAUCCUGGACUGUUAUCCCGAAGAGGAAUCCUCAGGAAUGGAAACGGACUCUAUGGAUGAGUUGUUGUGGCAGACCACCCUGCCCCCCACGCUGCCCCCUACCACCACCACGACAGACCACCCCACCCCUGAACCAGACACCAGGCCCUUCAACAAUAGCCCCUCCAAUGAGUUCGACCUCACCGGGAAGAAACGCUUCACAGCUCCGUAUGUGAACUUCAUCCAGAAGGAUCCGGGCGCUCCGUGCUCGCUGACGGAGGCUCUGGAAUACCUACAGGUGGACGUCCUGGAAAACCUGCUUAAGAAAGACAGCCUGGCUACUAAUCAGAAACAGCCGCCCAAAAACAAGCCCCACAACAUCACGGUGGUCGCCAUGGAAGGCUGUCACUCAUUCGUCAUCCUGGACUGGGCCAUCCCACUGAAGGAUGACAUGGUGUCAGGCUACAUGGUCCACAGUGCCUCAUACGAUGACGUCCUCAACAACAGGUGGUCCUCCAGUGCAUCCAGCGGCUCACAUCUGGCUGUAGAAAACCUCAAACCUAACUCCAGGUACUACUUCAAAGUCCAGGCGAAGAAUGUCUUUGGGCUGGGACCGGUCAGCGAUACAUUCACCUAUGUCACUGAGUCAGACGACCCUCUUCUUAUUGAACGACCACCUGGUGGAGAGCCUAUCUGGAUUCCCUUUUCCUUCCGAUACAACCCCCAGCACAGUGCCUGUAAGGGCAGCCAGUACGUCAAGAGGACAUGGUACAGAAAGUUUGUAGGUGUGGUCUUGUGCAACUCACUGAGAUACAAGAUCUUCAUGGGAGAUGGGCUGAAAGAAACAUUCUAUAGUAUAGCAGACACAUUUGGUCAUGGGGAGGACCACUGCCAGUUUGUAGACUCUUACCUAGAUGGGAGGACAGGCUCCCCCAACCUCUCAAUGCAUCUGCCAACAGCACAAGGUUACUAUCGCUCAUACAGGCAGGAGCCAGUGAACUUUGGACCUAUCGGCCGGCGUACGCCACAUCUCUUCGGGGGAUGGUAUGAGUGCGGGGUGCCCAUCCCUGGCAAGUGGUAACACAGGGGGUCAUAAAGAGGUCGUCAUCGAGGGCAACCCAACUCCAUCCUGCUGCAGCCUUUCUCAUGCUGUUACUGACCCCACCCCCUGGAGAUAAACUGUUGCUAACCAUAGCAGAAAGACAACAACAUUCCAAAUGUAUACUACUUCAGUUUGAAGAGAAUAUAAUACUUUAAACAACAA